AUGGCGCGAAGAUAUAUGAUUCCAUGGCUCUAUGACUUGGGCAUCUGGAUCUUCACUCUAUGUCUAGACAUUUUCUUCCGGGAGGUUUACUCCCGAGGAGCUUGGCGAAUCCCCAGACGCGGCCCGGUGAUCAUCGUGGCUGCUCCACAUGCCAAUCAAUUUGUCGACUCUAUCCUGUUGAUGCGCAUCCUGAAGCACGCAGCCAAUCGUCGGAGCUCUUUCCUCAUUGCCGAGAAGUCCAUGCGAGAGCCAUAUAUCGGCACAAUGGCCGGAUGCAUGGGAGCCCUUCCGGUUGUGAGAGCCCAGGAUAAUGUCAAACCGGCCGAGGGUAAGAUCUAUUUGCCGGAUCCCGACAAUGAUCCGACCCUUGUUCGUGGUAAAGGAACCGAUUUUACGAAUAAGCUCUUCAUGGAAGGCGGCACAAUUAUUCUCCCAAGGGUGGGAAAGACCAGUCCGGAACAGCAAGCCAUUGCGCAGAUUAUCGGGCCGGAAGAAUUGAGACUUCGAAAGCCAUUCAAACAGUUCGACCAAGAUCACCCUCUGUACGACGCGUUGCGCACGGGGACCACUUUCAAAGUCGCCCCGCAUAUUGACCAGCGUGAAAUGUUCGAUGCUGUUUAUAGCGAACUCAUUGCAGGCGGCUGUAUCGGAAUCUUUCCGGAAGGUGGCAGCCAUGACCGACCCAGUUUGCUCCCCUUGAAGGCCGGCGUCGCCAUCAUCGCAUUAGGCGCUCUGGCUCAGGACCCCAACUGCGGCCUGUCUAUCAUUCCCUGCGGCAUGAAUUACUUUCACCCGAACAAGUUCCGUUCUCGCGCUGUCGUGGAGUUCGGUAACCCCGUUCACGUGCAUCCGGACCAAGUCGAAGCGUUCAGAGCCGGUGGGACCUCGAAGCGGAACGCUGUUGGAUCAUUGCUGGAAACCAUUAAUGAAGCAUUGACUGCGGUUACUCAACAAGCGCCCGAUCAUGAGACACUCAUGCUUGUCCAAGCCACAAGACGACUGUACCGACCUCUCCGGAUGAAACUCCCCUUACCGAUUGUUAUUGAAGUCAACCGACGCCUGCUCAAAGGUUACACUCAGUUCAAGGACGAUCCUAAAGUCAUCCAGCUAAAGAAGGCUAUAUCGGACUACAACCGACGCCUUCGAGCCCUGGGCAUUCGGGACCACCAGGUUGAAUGGGGCGACGUCAAGCAUCGACCGUGGUGGAUAGUCUUUUGCACGCUGCUAUAUCGCGUCGGUGAGCUUCUCACCCUUGCUGUAGGAACACUGCCAUCUGUCGCUCUCUUCUGGCCAGUCUUUGUUACCGCCAAGGUUAUCUCGGUUAAGAAGCAGCGCGCAGCUCUUGCCGGUUCCGUGGUCAAGCUUGAAGGCCGUGACGUGGUGGGGACCUGGAAGAUUCUUGUCGCUAUGGGGCUGGCGCCUGCCUUAUAUACCUGGUACACCGUGGUUGUGACGACAUGGCUACAUUACUGUCGCCAUGAGGGGCAUUAUUGUGCUGUGUCGCCUUGGUGGACGAACCCCAGAACCUACGUUCCCGAUAGCAUUCCCCUGUGGCUCUUUUCCAUGUUUUUUUUCGGCCUUAUGAUAUCCGUCUCCUUCGCUGGUUUGCGAAUCGGUGAGAUCGGCAUGGACGUACUCAAGUCUCUCCCGCCCCUUCUCGUUGCCUUGAACCCCAUCUCGGCAAACUCGUUGGCCAAGCUGCGGGAGGAGCGCCAAGCUUUGUCGACCAAGGUCGUCGACACGAUAGAUACCUUUGCCCCGGAGAUCUUCCCAGAUUUUGAACAUGAGAAACUCGUUCCCCAUGGCUAUCCUCAUGAUGACACAUAUCAAUCUCGGUUGAAGAGCAUGCCACCCAGUGAGCCCGAAAGCCGAAACACCAGUAAAACCCGAGGCAGCCGCAGCCGAUCCCGAAGUGCCGGCUUCCUUCAGGACACCCUGCUCAAACCACUGACGAUCGGAUCGAAGGAUGACCUCGGCGAAGUCAAUCGGAGAAUUCGCGACUCGAUGAAGGAGCGAGGCCGUGAGCGCGUUCGAGCACAGUACGACUCGGAUGCAGACGCUGUGUUGGUUGACGGUUCUGGCGGCAGUGACAGCGGAGAUGCAGUGGAAGAGAAGAAAACCAGAUAA
Aspergillus oryzae RIB40 is the source of this 2127-nucleotide messenger RNA. RefSeq names its product lysophospholipid acyltransferase family protein. Gene Ontology annotation, cellular component: endoplasmic reticulum membrane. The coding region runs from base 1 to 2127 and encodes 708 amino acids. Gene Ontology annotation, molecular function: glycerone-phosphate O-acyltransferase activity; glycerol-3-phosphate O-acyltransferase activity. The transcript has a single exon. NCBI's taxonomy places the organism in Eukaryota, Fungi, Ascomycota, Eurotiomycetes, Eurotiales, Aspergillaceae. Gene Ontology annotation, biological process: phospholipid biosynthetic process. The record is from RefSeq and is a predicted model, not a curated record.